Molecule: messenger RNA, 4459 nt
Organism: Dicentrarchus labrax (European seabass)
Lineage: Eukaryota; Metazoa; Chordata; Actinopteri; Moronidae
Gene: cdcp1b
Product: CUB domain containing protein 1b
Exons: 13
Coding region: 199-3816 (1205 amino acids)
Source: RefSeq, a predicted model, not a curated record
ACGCUACCUGAGGUCCACGCCCUCCGCUGCGCACAGCUACACCGGAGCAGGAAGUGGCUGUCAACGCUGUAACGAUGGAAAGUUAAUGAAAAUGCGACUGUGCGUUUGAUAGGAGAAACAGCAACAUUUCAAGAUUUUAUUUUAAAAAUCGUUUUACCUUUUUAUAAAAUAGGAAAAUCCUUAUUUUUUGAGGCGAACAUGCGGCUCUGUUCGACCUACGCGCUCCUGGGACUUUUGUUUGUGACGGUCUUCGAUGCAUCAGAAUGUUUACGGACGGUGGUCCGACCAAACAAAAGCUCGACUGUGACGGUGUCCAGGGAGCUGCCGUUGGAUCAAUGUGCUGUGUGUACAGUCAGCGGGGUGAAUGACACACAGACAUCCUGCCACUCCUCUCUGUCUCUGGUGCCCGAGGAGGAGGUCACACUGCUGUUCAACUGCUCCCAGCCGAUUGAGCAGGCGUUCACUGUGAUGAUUACUGGCACCAUUGAGUGCACCAAGGACACCUGCAGCCCUACAACAGUAGAAACCCAACCCUCCAUCCUCACAGAGUUCACCAGAACCUUCACCUGGGAGCUAAAGGCACCUGAGAAGAUAGUUGUGGGUCUGGGCAUCCUUGGAGAUGGACUGAUGGAGAUGUCACACCCAUGCCCUGACGGAUUUCAGUAUUCGGUUACCACGGACAAAACAAGUGGCAAGGGCACGACUCAGUAUUGUCAAGGUGGUUCUGUGACUCAUUUAGACCUUCCCAACCAAGCUGCUGUGUCUCUGCAAGUUAAACCAAAGGCUCAGGUCCCACUGGUGUUGUUCCAGGCCUCCGCUGGACCAUUAAAGGGCCGAAAAGAGGUUAUAACUGUUGAUUCCAGCACGACUGUGGUCGUAAGCCGUAAUCCUGAGGAACCAGAGUGUGAAGUGUGCUCUGUUGAUGGCUCCACCACCAACUGCAGCCCUACAGAAAAGACACUAACAAAUGUUAAAAAUCUCACGCUGGAGUUCAGCUGCCUAAAACCUCAGGAUGUUUACAGCCUGAAGAUGAAGAAGAAAAUAGAGUGCACCAAGAGCUCCUGCACUCCUGCUGCAGGAGAAGUCGAUCCCAACCUCUUCAAGGACUUUAAAAAAUCCCUAACGUGGGACAUUAGUGUACCAGAGAGGACUGUAUUAACUCUGGACUUCCCUGGUGGAUUAAAGGAGAUGACUGGAGCAGAAAAUUGCCAAGAUGGCCACCAGUACUCAGUGAGUACAACUAAAGGUGACGGAAAGAUCAAAACUAACAGCUACUGCAAGGGUGGGACGGUGUCUCAUCUGGAUCUGCUUGGAGCGACGACUGUGACUGCUGAGGUGCCCAAAGGAGGAGAUCUGGACUCAACAGCAUUCACUGUCAAAGCAGCGCCAAGAGCUGGCAGAAUGAUGACCGUGACGCCUGAUCCUGACACCAUCAUCACCAUCAGCAGGGUGACCAGCGAACCAGACUGCAGCGUGUGUCACAACACGGUGCCCAAACCGACAUGCAACCCAAGAUUUCUCCAACUGAAGGAUCCUACCAACACCUCAGUAGAGUUUACCUGUCCUCAACCUCAGGAUGUCUUCGGUGUGGAGAUCAACAGAGAAAUUGACUGCACAGAGACCUCCUGUUCGGGUGACAUUGUUCAGGCCGAGUCUUCACUAUUCCCAGACUUCAAUCGAACCUUCACCUGGGAUCUGAAAGUUGUCUCCACUCGGGCCUUCCAGCUCGACUUCCCAGAACCGGGGAUGCAACAGAUUUCCAACGAGGAGACCUGUCCGGAUGAGCACACAUACUCUCUUGUUACCUAUCUGCGCACGGGGCCAGCAACCAUUGGUACCUUUUGCAAAGGAGGAACUGUGACCACCAUCCUGGCUCGAUACAAGGGCCGUUUGUCUCUACAGGUGCCUGGGGACAGGAAGCUGGAUCCUGUUGACGUCAAACUCACUGUUGGGCCUGAGACCAGCAUGGUGGCAAUAGUUAAAGCCAACCUACCACGAGGCGUAUCAGACACAGACUUCAUCACAGCCAACUAUCCCCGCGAUUUUCCUGAUGACCAGCAGAUGCGGUGGGACUUCACAGUGCCCGGCAUGCACAACUACACCAUGCACUUCCGUGAUCACACAGCUCCAGAAUGCCUCCAAAAAGAAGUGGAGGUGGAGUACCAGAAAGAGGGCAAGAAGGUGACCAAACUGACUCUGACGGAUCCUCAGCCGGAGCAUCAGCAGGGCAACUUCAACAUGACGCUGAAGAACUGUCAAACCAACAAGACGCUACAAGGACUCACCUUGAACUACAAAGUCUCCGUAAUGAGAAGUGGUCAUCCAGUUCUGUGUACGGUGGAUCUAACCAAACACACAGGAGUGUCGCUGCAGAUAGAGAAAGUGGGUUCUGAUCCCAACUGUGAGAUGAGCAUCGACUCUGAGGUCAAAGAGAAGAUAAACGUGGCUGCAGGCACAAAGGCCAGCCUGUCCUUCCUUGACUGUCCAUACGAAGAUGUGCGCCUGACUGCCAGUAAAGUUAUUGGGUGCCGAAACAUGGCGUCCUGCCAUCCGAAAGUCCUCACUUUGCCCAAAUUGGAUUCCUGUCUACGGAUGCCCCUCCACAACUUCACCUGGCACCUCAACAUCCCUCAGGACGGCACAGUGGAUCUGGUGUCGCCCACAGGGAGCCUCCAGCAGUUCCUGCCUGGCCAGGAGUGUAAUCAGUCUGUCUCCCUGCAUGUGGCGGAGGCUGAUGGGUUCUCCAUUGGAAGUUUCUGCUUUAAUGGAGUCAUCAAGAAAGUUCAGGUGCACGCCAACGUCUCCAUCACAGCCACAUCCAAGGACUUCAGCAAGAACAGGGGGCCUUUUCUCAAUGUCAGCUUCAGUCAGGAGAUCCCAGAUAGCAUUAUUUACAGAGUUAGUCCAGGGAUUUCGUCCCCAACCCUGCUCAGCACCCCCAACUGGCCUGAGGGGAUGAGGCCUUCCUCCACCAUAUCCUGGAUCGUCACUCUGCCGAGCCAGUACCAGGCACACAUGCAGUUUGUCAACAUCAGCCAGCCCAAAUGCAAAGACACUCACACUGCCAUCAAGGUGCAGAUGCUGGGGCAGGAGGAGGAGAUCAUGAGCCGCAGGGAGGACGAGAAGACGGAGGACAAGUUGACGGUGUCACAGAGUUUCUACCUCAACAUGUCCAACUGUGCACCGGAGAGUGAAAAGUUUGGUGCAGUGACCAAAAUCGUUCUGCAGAAGAAGACCAAUCUGUUGGCAAUCCUCCUCGGGAUAGCAGGAGCUCUUUUGCUUUUGCUCGUAGUGCUGGCUGUUGUGUGCAUCGUUACAAAGAAAAAGAAAAGAGAUAAAAUGAACAAGGAGUCAUCCAUCUACAUCGGCAAAGGGAAUAUCUUCCGCCCAGGUGACAUGCACUUCACCAAAAGUCGGUCUGAAAAUGAAUCUCACGUCUACGACUCCAUAGAUGAGACGAUGGUGUACGGCCACCUGCUGGGUGACACGAGCUACGCCGACAGCAUGCAGGACCGCUUCAAAGGGAUGCAGAUGGACUCGUAUCAAACGUUCACAGGCCCCACUGAUGGAGAGCUGCCUGUAAUCAAAGAGCCGGACCAUGAGCCUGAGAUGGACCAGUACAAGACAUUCCUGGACCCGUCUGAGACUUUCAUCCCGUCCCGUCCGCGCACGCCAAUCGACCGGCAGGACAGCCUCGGCUUCCAGGACCGCAGGAUGGUGGAAAAUGAACUGUACACGUUCAAGACCACAGGCAAUAUCAACACGAUCCGACUCUCCGGUGUUGACAUGGAACCACUAACAGAGCAGUCCAUGUAGUGUGUCAGGACUGUAACUGCACGAUGGACAGCUGUUACUAAAUUCUCUGUACUGAUGUGGACUUGUGCAUCGAUCACACUCAGGGAAUCUGAGUUCAGAUGAGCUUUCUGAAUAUGACUUUAAGAGUAGAUGCUGUGAUCCUUGUAGCUUUCUCGCCCAGAGUUAGAAGAUCUAUACGAUUCUCAGCGUAAAGACUGGAAACAAGAGGAAACAGCUAGCCUGGCUCUCUCCAAAAGUAACAAAAUCCACCAAAUUUCCAGAAGUCACUGCCUCCAGCAAGUUAACUAAUAGCACACUGUAAAACCUUAACCAAAGUAUAAAAAAAACUGCUGUUCCCUCUGUUUCCAGUCUUCAUGCUAAGCUAAGCUGGCUGUAGCUUAUAGUACAAACAUGAGGAUGAUAUUGAUCUUCUCGUAUGACUCUCAGCAGGAAAGCAACAAAGUCCAACCUUGCCUUUAAUAUUUGAUUUGUUUAGUUUUAUUCAAUUUCUGCCUAUGGGGCAUUGACUCAGGAGCAUAGACUAUCUCUGGUCCUUGUUUUAAUGUGUUUUUACUGCAUAUUGUUUACGGUUUUUAAGAUUUUUUUCUUUACCUGUAAAUACAAUUUAGGGGUUGUUUUUUUUGCAAUAAAUUCUAGGAAAAUG